AUGGAAAAUGACAUAUUUGAGAAAAACAAAAAUGAACUAGAAAGAAUUUACCUGAACAAGCAUGUAGUAGUACAUCCAAUAGUCCUUCUAUCUGUUGUGGAUCAUUACAAUCGUAUAGCGAGUAAUACAAAGAAAAGGGUUUUAGGAACAGUAUUAGGAGAAAAAAUAGAUGGAGUUGUUCACUUAACAAAUAGUUAUGCAGUGCCAUUUGAAGAAGACAUAAAAGAUAUAAACAUAUUUUUUGUUGACGAUAACUACAAUGAAAAUCUUUUCAAUAUGAUACGUAAAAUUAAUACAAGAGAAAAAAUUGUGGGAUGGUAUACAACGGGUUCAAAUAUUAAACCUAAUGAUAUUUUUAUAAAUGAAAUUUUUUACAAAUAUCACCAUGCACCCAUUUUUCUCUUAGUUAAUGUGCAUACAGAUCAAAGCAUAUUUCCUGUCAAUGCUUACGUGGCAAUUGAAAAGGCUAUUUGUGACAAUAAAUUUAGGAAAACCUUUAUCCAUAUUCCAGUCACCAUAGGUGCGUUUGAGGCCGAAGAUGUUGGAGUGGAGUUUCUUCUGAAAGAAUUGAAGAGCGUAUCUACAUCCACAUUAGCAACAAAAGUUGGCGAUAAACUAUCUUCCCUUAAAAGCCUGAUUUCAAAACUGCAUGCAAUAUCAACAUAUUUAAAUGAUAUACUGAACGGAAAUAUAGAAAUGAAUAUAAAAAUUCUCUACAACUUGCAAAACGUAUUUAGUCUCUUACCAGAUACUGAGAACCCAGAAUUAGUUGAAGCAUUUAUGAUAAAAAAUAAUGACAUAAUGUUGAACGUAUUCAUCGGAAGUAUAACAAGAUCUGUUAUUGCACUACACAAUUUGAUAAACAACAAAAUAGAAAAUAAAUUAAACGCAGAGAAAAAGAAACUUUUGGACGCCUCCAAGGAAACGGAAGACGAUAAUAUGGAAAAAGACAAAGAAGUAGAUAAAGACAAGGACAAAGAUAAAUCAAGGAAAAAAAAAUUAGUGUAA
Plasmodium gonderi is the source of this 1008-nucleotide messenger RNA. RefSeq names its product 26S proteasome regulatory subunit RPN8. Gene Ontology annotation, cellular component: proteasome regulatory particle; proteasome complex. The transcript has 2 exons. Gene Ontology annotation, biological process: proteasome-mediated ubiquitin-dependent protein catabolic process. Gene Ontology annotation, molecular function: protein binding; metallopeptidase activity. The record is from RefSeq and is a predicted model, not a curated record. The coding region runs from base 1 to 1008 and encodes 335 amino acids. NCBI's taxonomy places the organism in Eukaryota, Apicomplexa, Aconoidasida, Haemosporida, Plasmodiidae.